Messenger RNA from Symphalangus syndactylus (siamang), 6092 nucleotides. RefSeq names its product islet cell autoantigen 1 like (gene ICA1L). NCBI's taxonomy places the organism in Eukaryota, Metazoa, Chordata, Mammalia, Primates, Hylobatidae. Gene Ontology annotation, molecular function: protein domain specific binding. The record is from RefSeq and is a predicted model, not a curated record. Gene Ontology annotation, cellular component: Golgi apparatus. Gene Ontology annotation, biological process: regulation of transport.
CCAAAAUUUUAAAUCGUUUAGUAUUUGUUAUCUGUGUCUAUCAUAGCCAGUAUUCUUUGAAAUCUCUUUAUUUAAUAGUUCAAAAUGAUUGUUUAUCUAGUCGUUGAAACAGCUAUGUGGAAGGCAGUGUUCUAAUUACCAGUUUAAUUUUAGAGUUAGAAGGGUGCUCAGAGAUCAGCCAGUCCAAAGAGGAGAAAUUGCAAAUAUGAGACUGGUGGAAAAAGUAGGAUGCCAUAUCUUUAUUAUAAAUAUCAUAAAAAUAUAAAACAAAGUUUAUACCAGUUAUGGAACUAGGACCAGAUAUCAAAAUAUUAGAUACAAAAUGGAUAAUAUACUGUCUUGUUCUACUAUACUGCCAAACUUUGUGAUUUCAUUGUGUGAUUCUAUAUUUACCUUUUUUCUGUACUUUUAUACUUUAGCUUUUUCAGUACUCCCUGUGCUUCCUUUAAAAUUUUAUUCUUUUUAUAUUCUUUAACAACAACAGAUGGGAUAUGUGAGUUUUAAAUAUAUCUGUAACUGGAAAGAUUUCCUUGUUCAAAGUAGAUUUUGUUAUUUAAUAAUAUUCUUAUUACCCUGUUCCAUUUUGUCUAUUUUUCAUUCAUCACUUAAGGUUUGUGUUUUUUUCGGAAAUCAAAAUUUUCAAACUUGUGCUUGGAUCCAGUAUUCACCAUUAAAAUAUUUUUUUAGAUAAGGAAAUAAAACGUUUCCAAUAAAGCUGAAGUCUCAUCCCACCCAUCCGUAACCAGUCACUCCAUGGAUUCCUCUGGGCAACCUAGACCAGAAGAUAAUCAGUCAGUAGUCAGCAGAAUGCAAAAGAAAUACUGGAAAACUAAACAGGUCUUUAUCAAAGCAACAGGAAAAAAAGAGGAUGAGCACUUGGUGGCGUCUGAUGCUGAACUGGAUGCUAAACUUGAGGUUUUUCACUCCGUUCAAGAGACAUGCAUUGAACUUCUGAAGAUAGUCGAGAAAUACCAGCUAAGACUCAAUGUUAUAUCAGAGGAAGAAAAUGAGCUAGGGCUCUUUUUAAAGUUUCAAGCAGAACGGGAUGCAACUCAAGCUGGCAAAAUGAUGGAUGCCACUGGCAAGGCACUUUGUUCUUCAGCCAAGCAAAGAUUGGCCCUGUGUACCCCUCUGUCUCGUCUGAAGCAAGAAGUAGCAACAUUCAGUCAAAGGGCAGUAUCUGAUACCUUGAUGACAAUUAAUCGGAUGGAGCAGGCGCGCACAGAAUACAGAGGAGCUCUGCUGUGGAUGAAAGAUGUAUCCCAAGAGCUGGACCCAGACACCUUAAAGCAAAUGGAAAAGUUUAGAAAAGUACAGAUGCAAGUGAGAAAUAGCAAAGCUUCUUUUGACAAGUUAAAGAUGGAUGUUUGUCAGAAAGUGGAUUUACUUGGAGCUAGUCGCUGCAAUAUGCUAUCUCAUUCACUCACUACCUACCAGAGAACACUGCUUGGAUUCUGGGAGAAAACAGCUCGAAUGAUGUCCCAAAUUCAUGAAGCCUGUAUUGGCUUUCAUCCGUAUGAUUUUGUAGCUCUCAAGCAACUACAAGACACUCCAAGCAAGCUUACUGAAGACAAUAAAGAUGAACAAAUAGGCGGUUUUCUUACUGAACAGCUCAAUAAGCUAGGUUUGUCUGAUGAGGAAGCAAGCUUUGAGAGUGAACAAGCAAACAAAGAUCACAAUGAAAAACAUUCUCAAACGACAGAAUUUGGAGCACCUCAGUUUUCUAACUCUGAAAAUGUUGCAAAAGAUCUACCUGUAGAUUCAUUGGAAGGAGAAGAUUUUGAGAAGGAAUUCUCAUUUCUGAACAACCUCCUAAGUUCUGGUUCUUCAAGUACUAGUGAAUUUACCCAAGAAUACCAGACUGCCUUUGGGAGCCCCAGUGCCAGUCUCACGUCCCAAGAGCCUUCCAUGGGGUCUGAGCCCCUCGCUCAUUCUUCUCGAUUCCUUCCUUCACAACUCUUUGACCUUGGCUUUCAUGUGGCUGGAGCGUUCAACAGCUGGGCCUCCCAAGAGGAAUCAGAGCUUCGUCUUUCACACACUGAUAACCAGCCAGUGCCUUCACAGAGUCCAAAGAAAUUAACAAGAUCCCCCAACAAUGGCAACCAAGACAUGUCAGCCUGGUUCAAUCUGUUUGCAGACUUGGAUCCACUUUCAAACCCAGAUGCUAUUGGACACUCAGAUGAUGAACUACUUAAUGCUUGACUGAAGUUAUAAUGGCACUGCAGUGACCUUGAGACAUCAAUUUUGCAACGUAUUUCCUUUGUGGAAAGGAGUUUCUAUUGUAACCCACACACAAAAGCACGGUGUUUGUGAAUAUAACACCUGUCAGCCAACUUUAGACAGAUGGUAAAGACCACAUUUGAAUAAGUACACAUCUUUCAUAUCUUGGAUUUGCAGCUGUUGGUACUACGUGGAAAAUAUUAGAAACUUCUAUGUGGAAAAUAUUAGAAACUACAGAGUCUGCGAUAUUUAGAUACUGAAAUUUAUGUCAAAAUAACGGCUAGGUAUAAUUCUGUCAAUAUGGAGUUGAGCUCAUUUCUUUGGAAACCCUUUUAAGUUGCCUUGCUGGCUGUGAGAAUUUUAUAUGUGGAUAAAAAAGAUAGAUAGCAUGUAAAUUGGGUUGUGGUUUGGGGUCAGUUUUUAAAUGAAAUAAAUAGUAGCAAGGAGGAUUUUCUGUUUUGGAAAACAGCAUUAGAACCAGACCAGCUUUGUUUUGGGUUAGAGAGAUAGAUAGAAUAAGAUUUGAGAACUCAGUUUGCUUUAAUGAAAUCACAGAGAAACUUGGUACUUGUUUUUCUUCAUUUGGAGGCUAAAAUGUAAUGUUUUUUCAUUCAUACAAAAUAAUGGACACUCCCUAAUUCCAUUAUUAAAUCUUGAAGAGGAAGUAGCAGGAUAAUUAAUUUGCUAAGCCCAUCCUCUGCAGAAACAGAAAAGUCUAUCUUCCCAUCAUCUCCUAAAACUCAGAAUGCACAGUAAUACUUAAGGCUUGUACAAGUGUCUUCAGACCCACUUUUUUAUACACUUGCUAUAUAGUAUUAUUAUGCAGUAUUUAUAUUAUUCCUGAAAAUAAAAUGAUGGGAGAAUAUUCCCUAAGCAACUGGCAAUAGUAUUCCUGAAAUACCUAGAAAUUUCUAUCUGAAUGAGGGAGACACUUAUGAACACCUUAUCCUUACAUAUAUUUGCAUACUUAUCCCAUAUUUUGUGACAUAAUUUAACCCAGAAUACUUUCUGGCAGACAUACAGAAAGCUCUGUGUGAUCAAUAAGGGAGUGUCUCAUUUUUCUACUUCCCUCUUUCUGUAGGUGACAUAAUCUGAAGCUCUACUUGAUUACUAAGCAAAAUCUGUUACCCCUACAGGGUUUAGAACCUAAGUAUUCGAGAGGAAGGCUAUUUAAUGGAAGUUAGUGUAAGCUGAUAAAAACAUAGCCACUGUACACACACAUCAAUCACUCAAUUUCCUGUCCUUUUUUCUUGCCCACCCUUUAAUUAAUUUUGAAGCAAUUUCCUAAGUGUUUUAUAUGUGUCAUCCAGUCCAUUGCAUUUCCAUAAGAAGACAUUUUGACUGGCCGGGUGCGGUGGCUCACGCCUGUAAUCCCAGCACUUUGGGAGGCCAAGGCAGGCAGAUCACGAGGUCAGGAGAUCGAGACCAUCCUGGCUAACAUGGUGAAACCCCAUCCCUACUAAAAAUACAAAAAAUUAGCCAGGCGUGGUGGCGGGCGCCUGUAGUCCCAGCUACUCCAGAGGCUGAGGCAAGAGAAUGGCGUGAACCUGGGAGGCGGAGCUUGCAGUGAGCUGAGAUGGCGCCACUGCACUCCAGCCUGGGCAACAGAGCAAGACUCCGUCUCAAAAAAAAAAAAAAAAAAAGACAUUUUGACUAAGUUAUUCACAGUAGCUUCCAUGUGCUCUUAGUUCUAUUCUAAACAGGCUUAUUUAGAAGAGGAUUGCUUGUAAUGUUUGUCAUGGUACAUAGAAAACAUUGGACCAGAGUAGGUGAAAUGCAGUCCAUAUCCCAUCCAUAGCCAUCUAUAAUAGUAACUGCCCACAAGCUCUCCAGAAAACUACUACAAUGGCCAAGUACAGUUUAGGCUGGAAAGACCUUAUCUGAAGGUCAGAAACAUUGACUCAGAUAAAAGGUAUGAAGUCUUUCCAUAAAAUCUUUUCACAAUAUUACUCCUAUUUCUUUAUUUUAGAUUUUAAUGAGCCAUUACUUAUCUCUUUAGAAGCCUUUUUUAAGUCUUCCUUUAUACUCAGUGAAAUUUCCCAGAAUGCAAUACUGCACUGUUCUGCCAAGUUCCAAUCACCAAGAUCAUGAUCAUGAGUCCCAAUCUGAAUUCUAUACCCAUGGUGACUCUGGUGCUCUCAACUUUUGAUUGCCUCAGAAAAUGCUAAAACUUUGGCUGGGCAUGGUGGCUCACACCUGUAAUCCCAGCACUUUGGGAGGCCAUGGCGGGUGGAACAUUUGAGGGCAUGAGUUUGAGACCAGCCUGGCCAACAUGAUGAAACGCUGUCUCUACUAAAAAUACAAAAAUUAGCCAGGUGUGGAGGUACAUGCCUGUAAUCCCAGCUACUCAGGAGGCUGAGGCAGAAGAAUUGCUUGAACCCAGGCAGAGGAGGUUGCAGUGAGCCGAGAUUGCACCACUGCACUCCAGCCUGGGCGACAGAGCGAGACUCCGUCUCAAAAAAAAAAAAAAAAAAAAAAAGCUAACUUUAUGUCUUGAGAGUUUGUACCAUUUUUCUUUGUAGUGGUCACCUUGCUAAUGCAUUAGUUCUGAGAUAUUUAUCUCCCUCACAUGUGUGCAAGGAAGUCCCUGUUAUCGAAUACAGAUACUUUAACAAGCAGACAAAGCAGACGACCAAAGUCCAUACUAGGAACACCCUAAAUUUUCCAAAAGCAAAAGUUCUCCCGAAAUGGAGACAUACGAGGGACUUUUAUUAUUCUGUUACUAGUUUCUAUAACAUUUCUUCUUUCAACACAGUAUAUGUUUCCCAUUUAACCCACAGCAACAUUAACUUCCUUAGCAAGUCCAGUUCUAACUUCCAGUAAGUCCAACCACUAUUUUUGAAGAGCAUAUCAAUAACUUUAUCAAGAUGAAGGUAACUACAUUCAUAUUUCCUCAAGAUUAGUUAUUUGAAGCUCAGCAGCUUUUGUGGUCAGAAGGAAAUUUCCCACUAUUAAACCAAUAUUGCUAAUAUAAAAAACCACCACACUGAAGAAAGGAGGGAAAGGACGGGAUAAGCACAGAACAGAGAAUGACUGGUUGCUUUUUGUCUUAAUCUAGAUAAUCCAUUCAAUAAGAAGUAAAUUAAUUAUCCUUAACCAAUGGUAGGCUGAGAACAACCCUCAAAAUAGGUAUUUUUUAUGUUAAAUGGGGAGAAAUAUCUAUACUUUAUUUAUACUGGAUAAGAAUGUGUUUAAGUCUAAAAAAACACCAGACAAGCUAAACUUUGCCUAGUGUGUCUACAACCAUUUUUUAGGAGAGGCAGGAAUACCAGGGCAUAAUAAGAUCAGAUUGGUGUAAUUUUGUAUGUUUUUGAAAUCCUUCAUUAAUUGUAGAAUCUUGAUAUGAUUAGAAACAAACUGUAUUUCGGCCGGGCGCGGUGGCUCACGCUUGUAAUCCCAGCAUUUUGGGAGGCCGAGGCAGGCGGAUCAUGAGGUCAGGAGAUCGAGACCACGGUGAAACCCCGUCUCUACUAAAAAUACAAAAAAAAAAAAUUAGCCGGGCGUAGUGGCGGGCGCCUGUAGUCCCAGCUACUCGGAGAGGCUGAGGCAGGAGAAUGGCGUGAACCCGGGAGGCGGAGCUUGCAGUGAGCCGAGAUUGCGCCACUGCACUCCAGCCUGGGCGACACAGCGAGACUCCGUCUCAAAAAAAAAAAAAAAAAAAAAAAAAAAGAAACAAACUGUAUUUCAACAAACAGGUUUCAGUAUUUGCAAAUUGAAAAAGUGUUUUGUAUUUCAACUAUAAAUAUUUCAUGUAUAUGUGUAGACCAUCUAGAAAUGUAGAGGUCUUACAGCAUUAGAACGAAGGAAGUUUACAUGUGUUCUAUUUUUCUGAGCCUCUUUUAAUAAAGAUUGCAAGAUGGCAUAAAACAAAA